UUAAGACCGGAUCAUUCACUUCCUCUAACGAACGCGCAGCGAGCGGCACCUGUCAACUUCCAUACACUCCUCUCAGUCUCAGUGUGCCUCCCCAAACCUCACCUUCACUGUUCCUCGCUCAAUGUUUCAGCUGCUCCACCAUUUCCAAAAUUUCCAAAAUUCCCCAAUAAACAAGUAAAAUUAAAAAAUGGCUUCUCAUCCCGGAGAUUUGCUUCGCCGUCUUCCAUUUCCUCUGCUCUCAAUUCGACCAAAUCAAAGGUGUUAUCUCUUAUUUCUCUUCAAUCAGAGUACUGGAACUCGGUGGUUCAGUAGCAGAACCGAGUCAAAUCGGGCCGAGUUCACCUCAGAGAACGCCUAUGAGGUCUUAGGCGUUUCAGAAACCAGCUCAUUUGCCGAAAUCAAAGCGUCUUUCCACAAAUUGGCGAAACAGACUCAUCCGGACCUCGCCGAGUCCACGAACGAUUCCGAUGCUUCUCGCAGAUUCGUGCAAAUCCUCGCCGCCUAUGAGAUUCUUUCAGAUUGUGAAAAGAGGGCCCAUUAUGACAGGGACCUGUUAUCUCAGAGAAAUUUUAUGCAGAAACAUUCUGGGUGCGGCAUGACAUUGCACAUGUACAAGCGUCAUCUAACUACAUAUAAGCGGAUGGAAGUUGUUGAAUGGUUGAAGUGGUAUAGACUUGCUAUAAAUGAUGUGCUGUCAGAGAGGAAGGUGGUUGUUGGAACAGGUUAUUUUGAUGUUCUUGAGGGAGAUUUUUAUUCAGCUGUACGUGCGGCGUACUAUGGCCCUCUAAUUGAGUCUAUGGACCUUCUUCCUGACUGCUUUGAAGCUGAAGAGAGAUCUGUGUGUGAAACUCCAGAGGUGCUGCAUUUGGUUUCAGGCCGUGAUCUUUUUGGGAUGGUCUGCCUGGUCAAUAUAGUUCCAGAGUUAUCAUCUUACAGCAAUAAGAAAUUAAGUUAUUCCACAUCUGCGGGUUUGGGGAUUUGUCAAUCUGUUCAGGACUUGAGCAUCUGCAUGAACUCUGGUGGUGUUGAUGAUGCUGGAAAUGCUCAUGUGCGAACCUGGGAUGUUACAGAUGAAACAUCAGAUGCAUAUAAAGAUUUAGAAUUGCAUAUAUCUGGGAGGGUGGUUGCUACAGCCACCAGAGCCCCUCCAAAAAGCUACUCUGAUGGGAUGCAGAAUGAAGAGUCUGAUCACAUUCAUGUAUAUCUGAGCUCUAAUGAAAAUCCUGUCCAUACCAGCGAAGGGUUUACUGAAGAUUCUUUUUCAGAUGCUGCCGUUGGAUCGAGGAUUCUAAUGGGAACUAUAACCGGAUUAGGGACUAGCUCAGAAGAAGGGUCUUGCCUUGUCUACAAUAGCAGUGGUACCAAAACCCAUGUGAUUAUGAAGCAUAGAACAUUGCUGGUGAAACACAUGUUUUGGUAUGAAUUGGGAGAAAAGGUUUCUGUUUGUGAGUGUAGAUGCAGUAGAGCCCGGUUACCACCAAGCAAAUUUUGGCUGUUUGAGCCUCGCUGUGGCAUGCAUGAUAUAGGUGGUUGGUAUAUUGAAACAUUUGGCAGAGAUAAGAAAGGCCGGAUGUUGCCAUCACAACGGUAUUGGGAUGGCUUUGAUGCAGGCAAACAAUUUGAACAGAGACUCCAUCCUGCAAUGUAUCUUCUUGCUCUUGCAUAUAGAACUUUGGAUCUUGAAGAUGCAAAAAGAAGGAAAAGUGCAUUCAGGGAUGUUGUUGACAAACGGAUUUUUAAAAUUCUCAAUUGGGGCAAAAGACUUGUUUAUUAGGUAUAUUAGUUGGGGAACUACACACCAUGGGUUCUACAGCUCUCUUGCAUGGUAAAUGCCUCUUUUCUGAGAUCCAAGGAUUCAUCGUUGAUUUUGCUUUGCUCUAAUCAGGGUGUCAGAUUGCUUACACAUCUGCAAUUAGUGCAAAAGCAAUGAUCCUGUAUCCUGUUAUUAGUUUUCACCAUGAUGAUAGCAUACAGUUGAAGGUCAAUUGUCUAGUGUUUGCGGAACUUUUUUGGGAGAGAUAUCCUUUGGGGCUCUCAUACACUAUAAUUUGGUGUAGCAAUUAGCAUUCAUGAUCACAAAUGGCUCUUCGCAUCUUUUUGAAGUACAGCUAUUUAGAGCUUGCAAUUGGUGCUACAAACUUGUUUGUAAGGGAUAUUGCUUGUGGCUUCACACUAAUUUGGCUGAGCUAUCUGCCGUGGUAGAAUGCUUGAUUUCUGACAUCAGAGGCUCUGUUGUUGAUUUCUUGCAAACCUCACUAAUCAAGGUUGUUUGGAUACCAAGUAUGGCUGGCAGUGAUUGGUGUUGAAGAAGAUGACUUUUCAUCCUGCUAUCAAGACUUGUAAAGAUUAUCAUUUAGAUAUUUAGGACUGUCUAGUUGUUCCUUCAGGAAGUUCAUUUGGCAAAAAGCGUUGAGGUGGUAGUAGAUAAUGUGGAAGCAAACCAAUGGUAUUUUGAUGUGUCUCACAUAGCUAUGAUAUAUAUUUUCCUCGUUUUUAA
Messenger RNA from Prunus avium (sweet cherry), 2497 nucleotides. RefSeq names its product Chaperone DnaJ-domain superfamily protein. NCBI's taxonomy places the organism in Eukaryota, Viridiplantae, Streptophyta, Magnoliopsida, Rosales, Rosaceae. The record is from RefSeq and is a predicted model, not a curated record.